AUGCCUAUGUAUGCUGAUGAGUGUACUGCCAAACAAUUGAAAGUAUCAUAUGCUAGGAUGCUAAUAGAGGUGGAUGUAACAAAACCUCUGAAGGAUGAAAUAACUGUUGAAGAACCAAAUAGGAGGACCUUCUUGCAGCCAAUUAACUAUGAUUGGAAACCAAAAUUCUGUGAAACAUGCCAAGUCAUUGGGCAUAACUGCAAGCAAGAAGGGAGAGGACAGAAUCAAUAUGGUGCAACUAUGAAUGAGAAGAGAAAGCCAAAGAAGAUAACGCAACAAUGGGUGACUAAAGAGAAAGCAAAGACAAAACAAGCAGAAGAAGAACCUAUGCCAGAACAGGAACUAAUCAUGCAACAACAGGAGACCAUAAGGGUAAUGGAAGCUGGACAAGGUUCAGGUGUGAUAAAGAUACAUAUGCCAGUAUUGCAUGAAGAUCAAACACCAAAGUUUAUCAGUAAAAAUCAAGAGGUGGAGAGGACAAGUCCAGAGUUUAAUGAUAUUAAUUUUUCAGUGCUUGGGUCAGUUCCAUUGAGGAAUGGGUUUCAAUUACUGAGUAGAGAGGGAAAUGGUGCUCACACUAUAUCUCAUGAUAUAGGAGGAAGUGCAUAUCAGAUUGACUGCUUGGUGACUAUCAUAUAUGGUUUCAAUACAAUUGAACAAAGGAAAGGGUUAUGGAAAGAUCUGAAGACAUUAGCUCAAGGUAUUACAAGACCUUGGCUAGUGAUAGGUGAUUUUAAAGCAAUGUUCUAUUCAGCAGACAGAGAUAAAGGCAAUCCAGUACAGCAAGCUGAUAUUCAAGAUUUUGGUAAUAUAGUAGUGGAAUAUGAAUUGCCAGGGAUAUCAGAUCAUGCACCAAUGUUGCUGACCAUGGGAGAUGAGCAAAAUAACACUAAGUGUCCAUUUAGGUUCUUCAAUGUUUGGGCAGAGCACAAAGAAUUUGAUCAAAUAGUAGAAGAAACUUGUAAACAAGUUAAAGACCCUUCGCUCAUGAGGGGAAUAUGGAGAAAACUGAAAACAUUAAGAACCAGACUGAAGAUAUUGAACAAUAGGGAAUUCAGAAAUGCUGAACAGAAAAUGAAAGAAGCAAAGAAUGAAAUCAGAAGAGUGCAGAGCGAGAUGCAAUAG
Nicotiana tabacum (common tobacco) is the source of this 1125-nucleotide messenger RNA. NCBI's taxonomy places the organism in Eukaryota, Viridiplantae, Streptophyta, Magnoliopsida, Solanales, Solanaceae. The record is from RefSeq and is a predicted model, not a curated record.